AUGAAUAUAGCAUUAUUCAAUGAAGAAAUGGACAAAAUUUAAAAAAGUAUUAAAGAACCAUCUGAAAUAAUUGAUGUAUUUAAACAACAUUUAGACUCAAUUCUAGAAAUGAUCAUAAAUAAAUAAGCUUCAUAAGAACUAAAAUUUUAGAGUUUAAAAGAUUUAUGUCAUUAUUUAAUUGUAAUGAGAGAAUCUUUAGAUGGAAUUUUAAAAGAUUCUUAUCAUACAAAGAGAGAAAUCUUUUAUAUGAAUCAAAAUAUAUUUUAAAAAUAAGAGAACUUAAAUUUAGUUAUAAAAUAAUUUUCACAUAAUGUUUAGAUUUAAAGAAAAUAAUUGCAUAUAAUAUCAGCUUCAAAAGGAUUAGUUUGUGGUUCUUUAAUAUUAAGAAAAUAAGAUAUUAAAUUAGACUUAUUAUAAUUAACAUCAUAAGGAAAAGGAUUGAAUAUUACUGAAUUUAUGAACGAAUGGCAGCCUUAAAUUUAUGGCAAAUGGAUAUUGUUAGUUGAAAAAGAAACUGUAUAUUUUCAUUUGAUAAAUGAAAUGCAUCAAGAAUUUUUAUAAAAUACAGUUUUGAUUACUGGCAAAGGAUAUCCUUGUUAUGCAACUAAAUAUUUUGUUAAAUAUUUAUCAAUGAUGAAUCCUUCCAUACCUGUUUAUUAUUUUGGAGACAUGGAUCCUCAUGGAUAUGAUAUAUUAUAAUAAUAUGCUUAUGGGAAUUAAUAUUCUAGUCAUGAACUCAAUAAUAUUCCAUGGAUAUAAUGGUUAAAUUCUUAUUUUUCCAUAGUUUAAUUUUAGAUUAAAAAAAAAAAUAAAUUAAAUCAAAGAGAAAUCUAACUUUUAGAAUAAAUUACAAAUAAUCCUAACAUUCCUGAAAAUUGGAAGUCAAUUAUGGAUAGUAAAGAAAAAUACGAAAUUGAAGAUAUUCUAGUUGAUAAUCUAUCCAAAUCUCUAUUAGAAAUUAUGUAAUAUUUAGAUGGUGAUCUUUAAUAAUAAUGA
Molecule: messenger RNA, 996 nt
Organism: Paramecium sonneborni
Lineage: Eukaryota; Ciliophora; Oligohymenophorea; Peniculida; Parameciidae
Source: the annotation of a GenBank genome assembly